AUGAUUUUCUUGACUCUGAUCACAUCGCAGUCUCAUUUAGAUGCAAUCUAUUUAAAUCCAAACCGUUUCAGCUACAAGGUAAGCAACUAAAUUACAGAAAAUGUGAUUUUGAGUCGAUGAAUCAGAGAUUGGCAUCUAUAGAUUGGGAUCUUGAACUUGCCAACAUGCCGAAUAUCAACUGCAAGUACAAGUAUUUUCUGGAAUUGGUGGAAGAUAUGCUAUUGAAUUACUGUCCUUCAUUUCCUCGACGUUCAACCGAUGUAAAUAUCGACAGAAGACUGAAACGCUUGCGGAAGAAAAUCAGGAAAAUGGGAUAUCCAAAUGGUAUUAAGUUGAGAAACUGGAAGAGGAGAUUAUUGAAGAAUGAGAAAUUGAAUAUUAUCAAAAAUGACUUCAAAAUCGCCAAUACUGGAAACAACAAGCUUAUCCAGAAAGUGAUUUCGCGUCGUCUCAGAAUAAAUACGGAUAUUAGUUCAUUGAUUCAUGAAGGAGAAUGCGUAACAUCAGAGGCGAGAAUGGCUGAAGUUUUCUUGGAAAUAUUCUCGAAAAACAUGAGAACGUCAGGUAUUACUCUGGACCACAGUCAUCACUUUCUUUUUAUCCAUUUAUUGUUCACAAAACCCUAGAAUCACUAGCACCGAAGCUUGGCUUCUCGUCCAAUCACAUCAAUUUCUUUGUCCUCAAACAUUGUGCUGUUUCACUGGCCAUUCCGCUAUCCAUAUUAUUCUCAGAAGUCUACGAAAAGUGCGUAUUCCCUGACGAUUGGAAAAAAUCCACCAUUGUACCUAUUCACAAAAAAGGUAGUCACAGUGAUCCAAACAACUAUAGACCAGUGGCUCUCACCUCUCCACUUUGUCGAGUAUUUGAGAAAAUUGUUGCAAGCUACAUUCGCACCAGAUUCAGUUGUAAAUUUGCACCUCAACAACAUGGCUUUCUCAGUAAACGGUCAUGUAAAACAACACUAUUACACUGUGUCACGAGCUGGAAAAUGGAACUCGAGUUAGGAAAUAGCAUAGACGUUGUCUACAUUGAUUUCCAAAAAGCGUUUGAUAACCUAGACCAUGCACUUCUAUUAGGAAAACUUGAACAAUUUGGUUUACCGAAGGAUCUUGUGAUGUUUUUAGAAGCAUUUUUUUAAAGAUCGGAAAUCAUUCGUCAAGGUAAACUCACAUGUGUCCAGUUCAUGUUUUGAUGUUUUGUCCGGGGUCCUCCAGGGAACUGUCACUGGCCCUCUACUUUUUCUAAUUUUUAUUAACGAUCUUGUGGAUAUAAUUCCGAAAAAUGUUAAAAUCCAAAUAUUUGCAGAUGACGUAAAAGUUUACGGUUCUGAUCCAAAUGCACUACAGAAAGCGCUUGAUUUGAUUCAAGACUGGUCUGUAAAAUGGGAUCUUCCAUUAGCGCCAAAUAAAACAACAGUUUUACAUCUUGGAAAUAAAAAUCCCAGGGUCAACUACUAUAUGAAUGGUUCCAUGAUUGAAUCCUCAAAAGUGGUUCGAGAUCUUGGCGUAUGGGUGGACGAGAAGUUGAACUUUGAUCAUCAUAUCAAUAUAACUGUUCAGAAAGCCCUCUGGAAGACCCGGCAAUUGCUAAAAGCCUUCAGAUUUGGUAAACUUCAUACUUAUUUAUCGUUGUAUAAAACUUAUAUUGCACCAAUUAUCGAUUAUGGCUCCGAAGUUUUUCGGCCAUUUAUAUCCAAAAAGGCAUCAUUAUUAGCAGAAAUGUCACUUCGAAGAUACACGAGAUCAAUAUUUCGUAGAUGUAAUGUGGCUUUCAGUUCAUAUGAGGAUAGAUUAAAACAGUUAGAGUAUUGCAGUGAGGAAAGGAGGAGUUUGAAUUCGGGGCUUUUUACUUUUCUCGGGCUCUUGGAGGGUACCACUUACUUUCCCGAAAUUGAUAAUCUAGUUUGCAGAAAAAAUCCCCUCGAUAUCCUCUGCAGCGCAAUCUCACCCAACAAUGCCCACUCCAAAGCUUCUUUGGAAAAAUCGUCCCAGUUUGGAACGAAAUUAUAAAACAUAUCGACCCGUCCACCAGCACAAAACAACUACGUAAUUUCAUUUCUUCUCUAUCGGAUUCACAACUAAUUGGAACAUCUCAAAAUCCUUGGCUCACGAAUUCUCUUGUAAGGAAUUAGGAGUCACUGUAUUGUUAUUUAUUAAUCAUAUUAUUUUUCUCAACUCAUGUGUCAUAAUUUUUCUUUAAACUUGUCAUAUUAUGUAAAUAAUCAUUUUCGGGUACGAGCUCGGGUCAAAUAACUAUGUUUUUUUUUGUUGAAAGAAUUGAACACUUAUGCUAAAAAAAAAGUCAUACAAAAAAUUACUUUUGCGAAAAAUAAUUGACCAAAAGACGAGGGUUAUUCAAAAAUGGCGAGGGUUGAACAGACAAGGGUUGUAAAAAACUGGCAAGGGUUAAUCAGACGAGGGCUGAUUGACGAGGGUUGUACUUUUGACCUCUUAGAAAGGCUUGGGAAGUAUCUCAUUUUUUGGAGCUCGGGGGAUUUUCUAAUGAUCUUAGAAAGGCUUGGGAAGUAUCUCAAUUUAUUUGGAGCUCGGGGGAAUUUUGUAAUGGUAUUAGAAAGGAGUUUUCUAUAGGGAGUUCCUUAUGGACUACCAUAAAGUGGUUCCUAAAUUUUUUACGUAUUGUCGUAAUUGAAAAAUGUGGCCGCCGUAAAAAAUGAAAACCAGUGCAGAACUGAAUGAAGAAUGAAAACAACUGGACUUCGUCAGUCGCGUGCGGCUGUGCGGCACGGUCGGAAAACAAUCAAUAAUUCAUUUUUCCUUUCUUUUCCGACCGCGCCGCACAGCCGCACGCGACUGAUGAAGUCCAGUUGUUUUCAUUCAUUCAGUUGUGCACUGGUUUUCAUUUUUUACGGUGGCCACAAUUUCGAAUAGUCAUUUUUUCAACAAAAAAUCCCAUCUAAAUUCUUCAAAAAAGUAAUUAUUUGAAUAGUUUUGAUUUCCAAUAAUCUUUUUUCAUGUUUUUUUUUCAGGAACUAUCAAAUAGUCAACAGCAAAAUACAUCGGAUUAUCUUUGUUAUUCCAGUCAGAUUCAUUUAUGCAUCGUACAAAGUGAAAAAAAUGCGAAAAAUCAAAAAAAUAACGUGCAAACAGAGGCAUUUUUUCGAGCAUUUGUUUCGCGUUUUCUGGUGUUUUUGGAGCCAAAAUGAACAGAAAUUGAAAGGAUUUGUCUGAAAUAGCGUUUUUACUGAUAACAGAGGAAAAAUCAAUGGUGAAACAAGAAAAAAAACGAUUUUGAAAAUUUCAAAUUUUUUCGACCUUUUCGUCAUUUUUUCGACAAACUCAUUUUUCAUGUUUCAUCACCGAUUUUUCCUCAAUUAUCAAUAAAAACACCAUUUCAGACAAAUCCUUUCAAUUUUUGUCCAUUUUGACUCGAAAAACACAAGAAAAUGCAAAAAUAAUGCUCGAAAAAAUGCGAUUUCUGCGAAAAAAAUGCGUCUGUUUGCACGUUAUUUUUUUUUUUGAUUUUUCGCAUUUUUUUUACUUUGCACGAUCCAUGAUUGAUUCCUUUGAUGUUUUCAAGGUAUUUUUUUUUAUUUUAUACUUUGUUAAUGAUUGAUUAACGUCAAGUUGAAAAAAGGAAAUAUUCAAUUGUAAAGCGUUUGUGUUCAAAAUCUAUGUUUUCCUCGAAUUUUGACUGAAAAAGGUGAACCUUGAAAAAAAACGCAGAAAAUUCAAACGUUCCGCCUGUUCGCUAUAGCGCGUUUGCCUAAGAUGAGCAAUAUUUCAAAAACAUUGCAUACAAUAUAUGAAUCUGUUCCUUUUUCAUUCGAAACCGGUGGUCACAAAUUUGACGAUAACACCGGUGGACCACCAGCUUAACACUGGCUUAACACCGUUUGAACACCGUCUGAACACCAAAAAGAGGUGUUCCACCGGUGUUUUUUCUCAUUUUUCCCACCGGUUUCCCACCGGUGGGAUGAUUUGCCUGAGUCAAUAAUUCGAAAUGUAAAACAAGUUCAAAGUUCAUAAAAACAGUGAAACGUCGUGUAAAAUGGCUAGAGAAAAUGCAUGUUUUUCUCGCACUCCAUCUUCAACAUAUUUUUUUUCUACUUGAAUCAACCCAUGAAGAAAAUGGGCUGUGUCUAUAAAUAUGGUUAGAAUGAGAAAUAUAAGUCAGCCGUUGUACGCUGGUCUCUGCGUAUCUUACAUUAUAUUGUCUCUCUAUUUUGCACACUAUCUCUUUGGGCGUAUACACAUGGGAAAUUGGUCUCGUUUGGAAAAGGGAAAACUAAUACGAUAGAGAGACAUGAAACGAUGCCAACUGAAUUAUUUACGGUGUUUUUUGUUGUUUUCAAAUAAAAAAUUUAUCGAAACUUAUUAUGUAAAUACGAUGACAGUAAGGCCAGUUCAACUUACAACAAAUCUAGGAGAAUUGCCUUUAUUAGCAUUCAUUCAAUUGGCAAAAUGCUUGGAAAAACACGAAUUAUGGCUGAAAAUUGUUGAUGAUCAGGUGGAAAGGUCAAUUUUCUCAAUGUCUCAAGAAGAUAUCGAGAAUCUUGAAAAACAUGUUGAAGUUGGAAGUGUUUUAUUGAGAACAUUAGGAAAUCGAGGACAAACUGUUAUGGAUUUACUGAGAAGAUUGCAGAAACUAGGAAUGUAUUAUGGUGAUCCUUUAUUCGAUCUUCCACAACUUGUUUUGAGCAGGAAAUUCAGUGAGUUCAAGUUUUAAGAAAAUCAUGAAAGUUCAUAUCAAUAGCCAGCUUUGAAAAAAUGCCCACUAGUAUCAUUUUGACAAUUCAGCAAAGUAUUUCGAAAAAAAGUAAUCCAAAUUUAAGAAUUUAGGCUCUUUUUGGUGAACGGCUUCGAACACUCAGCAUCCGCUGGCGUAGUAUAAGCGUACAAGCGAGCGUAGCUAAGGCGGUGUAUGACGUGCCAAACGCUCGUUUGUACGCUUGAGACUACGCUGAGGUGUAAAUCUUAGCUACGCUCGUUUUUAUUUUCAAUUCAAUUUUUUUUCUCGGUGGCUUGCUCGAUUGGAAUCGAAUUCUAGGUUUAUUACCAAUAUUGCUUGUUGAAUGUGCAGAUUUCAAAAUUUUUCGAUGGAAUUGUAUAGAAACAUGAUUUAUUAGAUAGUAGAACAAAAAAAAAUAGGAAAAUGAGAGAAAUAACAUUGAAAAAUCGAUGAAUUAGGUAAUUUUGAGUGUUUCUUGACAAUCAGACAUUCUUUUUGAGACAGCGUGAGAUGAUUAGAAGAAAUUUACUGGUGUUGAAUGAUGGUGUUGGGAGCCAUGUGAGAAUUUGAAAUCCUUGUAGAAUAUUUAGAAUACCAGUGUCCGAGCCUGAAAUAAUAACUGACUUAUUAAAAUGUUUUGUAGUGAAUAUUAUCAGGCUUGUGCGGAAAAUAGGUUUUCGGAAAAUUUCGGAAAACCGUGUUUUUCCGAAUCCGUCCGGUCGGAAAAAGUUUUCCGAAGUUAUUUUCCGACUUUUUAUUUUCGGAAAAAAGUUUUCCGACUGAUUUUUCCGACUUAAUUUUUCGGAAAAACGGAAAAUUUCGGAAAAAAUUUCAAUGAAGAAAUAAUAGGAAUUUUUGCUGGUUUUUGAGUUGUGUUGAAGUAGUUUCAACAAAUUCAGCAGUUUUCACGGUAUUUUGUCACUUUUGUUGAAUAUUACUAACAACUUACUAUAUUUUUCACAACUACCAAAAUUAUUUCGUGAUAAAAUUAGCAAAAAUUCCUGAAAAUCGCCUAUUUUUUCACUUUUUCGGAAAAUUAUUAGUCUCGGAAAAUUUUCGGAAAAUAAGUUUUUCCGAAAAUAUUCGUCGGAAAAAUUUUCCGACCAAAAGUUUUCCGAGUUUUUCGGCCGGAAAAUUUUCCGACUCGUAUUUUUUCCGAAAUUUUCCCAAAAAGUCGGAAAAUCGGAAAAAGCGUUUUCCGUUUCCGCACAAGCCUGAUAUUAUGACUUAUAUUGACCAAAAUCAAGACCUUCUGACCAGGAUAUUGGAGGUGAGUAAUCAAGUCAGUUGUUUUGAGCCUACCGCCUCACAUUUUGGAAAUGUUCUUAAGUUUUUGCUCAUAAUAUCUUUUGCUCACCUUUUCCAUGAUUCAGCUCGCUUCACAUCACAAUAUCGAUAAGAAUAUUCGAAGUUGUGUCAAAUUCAAAAAUCACUGACAAUGUUGAUCUUCAAAUUCUCUACUGUCCGGGUUUGGUAUGAAGUUUGUAGUCAUAGGAAAUUCGAUUCGAUUUUCUCUCCGAAUUUCGAAGCUUGUGUAGUUGAAUCCAAACCACCGACAGUGGACUGACAACCAAACAACAUUUUUAGCUCUGAAAUAAAAUAAUAUAUUCUCAAUAUUGAUAGAAUUAUGUGACUUACUUAAAUCUGCGAAAAAUGCAGUGCAGGUUGACAUCACAAGCCACGAUUCAAGACUGAAACAUAGAAAAAUUGAUUAGAGAACGAUUACAACCAAAAAUAAUGAGCAUAAUCGAGUAAAAUUCAUAGGUAAAGUUUUAUAUUUCCUACUUUUGAUCUGUUGAAAUAAUUUCUCACUGAAAAUCUUCACACGAGAGCCAGUUUUCUAGUGAAAACCUCGUUCAGUGAGUUGUUUGGAAACGAAAAGUCAUUAUACUCAGAUAUAACAUAACUGACAAGUAUAAUUCAUGCUUUAAUCAUAUUAAUACGCCCAAAAAGACAAAUUUUAGGCCACGAGAAAACAAAAAGAAAAAGUGAAAAACUUGCACGCAACGCACAGGAUUUGCAACGCGGUUUCAGUGUAGCUACGCUCAGUCUACACUCGCAAAAUUACAACGAGCGUAGCUAAGCCUCAGCUAAAUUUCAUCUAAAUACCCCUUGCUUGUACGCUUAGACUACGCCAGCGGAUGCUGAGGCAAAAAAAAGAAAAAAAACUGGCGGAAAUUUGCGUGUGUGGUGUUUACAGAAAACUCUACACAUUGCAGACUUGGGAGUCUACAGUAACCCGAAAUUUUUUUUAUUUUUUUGUAAAAAUUGAAUUGCUGUUUUCAGAAGAAAUCCGUUGGUUGAGCGAAGAACAAGUUGCUGUUUCUAUAGUUGGGAAUGUAAUUCGUCUAGAAUGCAAAGCUGGUGGAUUUCCAACUCCCGAUUUCAAAUGGUAUGAUUCAAAUUCAACAAAAAAUGAAAUUGCAAUUGGAAAAUAUAUUGAUUUGAUAAGAUGCAAAUGCUCAGCCGAAAUUCUUUACAAAUGCUAUGCUUCAAAUGUUGUUCCGGAUGGUUUCACUUUUUCUGGAGAAUAUAGAAAACCUGGCAAAAAAUAUCGAUCAAGUUUGGAAUCCAGUUGGAUUGAUGUUACUUCUUUUGUCAGAGAUGAUGAAUGUUAGUUUAUUAUUUUUUCUAAAAAAAAACAAUUAUAUAUUUCUUCUGUUUCAGUAUGCGAAGCAUGUCGAUCUCGCGAAUUCGCACGUUAUGAACAAAUUUUGAAAGAUGAAGACGAAGAAGAUGAUGACACUGAUGGUUUGCCACUUCCAUAUUUUCAACAACCUUCAACAUCUAAGUCAAAUGCUACAAAUGCUCCAAAAGAAAUUGCCGAACUUCUCGCAGCUGACAAAGUUGCCCUAAUAAUGUCAAACUGUUCCUAUGCUCAUCUUCCCGAAUUAGUCACUCCACAUUGCGAUGCUCAAACUCUUGCCGAUUCUCUUCAAAAAAUGAAUUUCAAAACUGUAACAUUAGCUGAUUUGACACUAGAUGAAAUGCGUUUUUUUAUUCGAGAAUAUCGAAAAUUAUUAGGAAAUGGAGUUUAUGCUGUUUUCUAUUUUGUUGGUCACGGUUUUGAAGUAAAUGGACAAUGUUAUCUUUUGGGAAUCGAUGCACCACAAGAUGCUGAAAAACCAGAACAUGCAUUAAGUAUGGAUUGGAUGUUAUCAAUAUUUCGUGAUAUUUCACCAGCUCUUAAUUUGUUACUUUUAGAUGUUUGCAGAAAAUUCGUACCGUAAGUUUUUUCCUUUUUCGUGGUAUUGCAAACUCAUUAAUUUUGUUCAGAUUCCAUGCAAUUCCUUCUUUUGUUGAUUAUGCUGAACAAUUCAAAAGACAUCAUCGAGCACAUCGAAAUAUGGUUUACGGAUAUUCGACGAGCGGUGGAGUUGGAGCAUAUGAAGUGAAAGGAGAAGUUAAUGGAGUUUUUAUGAAAUAUCUCAAAAAUCAUGUGACACUUAAUUGUUCAGUUAUCGAUAUGCUGAAUAAAGUUCUAAACGGUGAGAUUUUAAAUCAACGUGUGAAUUUUAAAACAUUGGCUGGAAAUUGAUUUUUAGGUAGAAAAAAGUUCAAAAUCUUGAUCAAAAUUCCCGAAUCAAGAAAACCCAAAAAGCGAUUUGUAUCUUAUUCAAAAACUAAAGCUUUCUCUAACUCAAUCUAUAAAUCAAAAAUUAGAAGUACUGUAUUUUUCGUUAUUUUCUUCAAAAUACUCCUAUUUUCUAUGAUAGGAUAAUAAUCAAGUUUUAAUUUGAUAUCUUGAUACAGUAAUAUAAAAACCCGCCCAUUUUUUAUCGAAAUUUCCAGAUAUUGGAGAUGAUAAAAAAGUGUGUGAUGUUCAAGUUCCUGAAAUCCGAACAACAUUAACUCGUCCAAGAAGUCUUCAAGAUCCUUUACAAUUCGAUGGACAUACAGCUUCAUUUGAUAAUCACACAGUUCAUUGGCGUUUGAUGCAUGAAUUGCCAAAUCCAGUAAAUGUUCGAUUUGAAGACCAAAAACUAUUCGCAACAAUUUGGUUUCAAUUUUGCGGACAUUUUACAAACAAAGUCUAUGUUUUGAGUUCAAUUUCUGAUUUGCCAUCUGAAAAUGAGCAAGAAAUUGUUGAUUUGAGUGAUCAUGCAAGAAGUCAUCGAGUUAUUUUAUCAUUUCCAAAUGAAUUACAAUGUUCUGAACCAAAAGAAUAUUCGGAUGAUGAAGAAGGUGUUUCAAUGUAUUCUAUUUUAUCUGGUCUUCAAAAAACUUCUGUGAGUUUCUAUUUUAUUUGAAGAAAAAUUAAAUUUAAAGGGGUUGUCCUUCUUCGUGAAAAAGCAAGCCCGCAAUUGUGCGUCAGUGUUUUUAACUAACUAAUAUAAAUGAGUCUACAUGAUCAAGCUAUUUUUCUAAACACGGAAUUUUCAAGAAAAACCUUAGCCCAAGCUAUUUAGCUAAUCUGGCCUCGUAGGAAGACAACCCCUUUAAGAAAUCUCGAAAAAUGUUUUUUCGUUUUUUUUUCAGAAUUAUCUGAACAAAACAAACAAAUAUGAGAAUUGAAAUUAAUUUCAGGGCGAUGGUGAACUUGUUUGCUGUGUUCGUCUUUUCAAUCUUGAUGAAAACACUCUAGUCACUCAAAAAAUGGUGGAAAUUGGUCACGUUUUGAUAACACGUAUAAAAUGUCUAUAA
This is a messenger RNA of Caenorhabditis angaria, 9333 nucleotides long. The record is from the annotation of a GenBank genome assembly. NCBI's taxonomy places the organism in Eukaryota, Metazoa, Nematoda, Chromadorea, Rhabditida, Rhabditidae.